AUGCAGAAUGAUCCGAAGUAUAACAAAUUGUCCCUUGCAAAUCAUUCUCUAGCCCAGUUCCUGCGAUAUGUAUGCCUAAAUUCUGUGAGAGAACCAUCAUUAAAACCGGAAAAGCCAGUUUACAAAAAACUUUAUAACAGGAUGACAAACAGCGAGGGAAUGAGACCACCUGAGCAGGCUAAUGGAAGGCAACAAGGCGUGGCCUUUGUUCACCAGGAUGCAGAUGGGUUGAGGGGGCAGCAUAUUGCACAAGGGAGCUCACUGCUAGAAAAACCUGUGGCUCGACAAAGAGGCGGUUCCCAGCUGCAGUGUGGUGCCAGUGGGGUGCGGGUAGGUAAAGUGAGGCUUGCAGCAUUACUUAAUGGGCAAGAUUGGAUGGCUGGAAUCCAAGCCAGUAAGGAGAAAGCAAGGGUAUCUAGGAAAACAGCAGACCAGACACGGUCUGACUGUUCAAAAUGUGGCUCUACUGGUGAAGCAGAAAAUACAAGUUACUGUUACAAACUCUCCUUAAAAGUUGCAGAAUCAAGCAAAUUAUUUGUCAUUACUGUACUUAGAAGCUGCUUAGAUGCAUUUUUUGGUCUUACUGCCACUGAUUUGCACAGGUGCAUUCAGGAUUCCAAUAAAAUUCCAGAAACACUGGACAGUGAUACAACAGAGGACCUGUUAACCAAAGCAGUUGAAAUUUGCUUUGUUGGGCAAAGCUUUAUCUUUGGAGUGACAAACUUUGAAAACCAAUAUAGAUAUGGUUCAGAUUCCAGUAACUUCUUACAAAGGUGUCAUGACGUCAGAAGAGAACUCAGAGCACUAGUAGCUUGCCAGAUCAUUCUGCCAGACCCGCGCGUUUCAGGCUUCACUGUCAUUGACUCUUUCCAUCAGCUCUUGCAGACUUCUGAUUUGGGGACACUACACUGCCACUCUCAGGAACCUAGUAGCCAGUUCCUUUCUUUAGAUCACUCAAAUAGUGAUCUCAGCAGCAUACAUGAUUCCGAUAGUCCUUCCUAUUUUUUGGAGUCUCACAGUAGAGAUUGUUUCAGAUUCUGGCACCUACCACUUGAACUCACCUCCAUGGUUUCACAACUAACAGAUAAUGAUGAUGUUUCAUUUUCAGAAAAAAGCAUGGCCAUUAGUACUCUUCACCAAAACAGAAAGUACAUAUCCUUUUCAAAGGCCACUGGUUCCAAUGGCUGCAGUAAUUCCAUUCAGGAUUCCUGGGGCCUUGUUUCUUAUAUGGACAAAAAAAUGACAACAAAAAAGUUGGGUAAAGAACUUGGCUUACAAGCUAAUCGACUGAGUGUAAUUCAUAGCAGUCAUCAUGAAACUAGAAUUACUACAUCUAAUUUAUUGCCUUUGAAAAUACCUGAAGAGGUAGCCAACAGUUCUCAGGAUUUUGACCUUGUGGUUUGGGAUGAUCUUCCAUUAUCUGAAAGCCUGGACAACUUUCUGGCAAUUGUUGAAAGUGGGAUUGCUAAAACCCCAAGAGAUGACAGGAAUAAGAAACAUAAUAUAGAUAAUGACAUUGAUAAAUUUCCUGCAGACUACGGCACCAGGUUGUCUGUGUCUCCCUGGAGACCUACUGGAACACUAUGUACACCACCUAAUAAUCUAACACAAAGCUCUCCUGGUUAUGAAGGUAGCUACAAUGCUUCUGCUGAUCUCUUUGAUGAUAUUGCUAAAGAAACAAGCAUUUCAGAUUUGGAAUGUGAUCUUGAAGAUUGCCAAGACUUCGGUCCAUGUUCACAGUCAACUCCAGUUGCAGGAUUCCACCACACAAGAGCUCAUGGGAUAUGUGGAACUUUAAAAACAUUACCUGCAUUUUAUGCAAAUCUUAACACUAACUAUAAAAAAUUUUCUCCUGAAAAUCACAAAUAGCAAGCCACUCCAAGAUAUCCACAAAAUAUAAAAUUACCUAGCCAGAAAUCCAGAAGCCCUGUUACAUCUAGUACUACACAACCAGAGAUUUUCAACCACCGUACUGUUGCUGAGGGCUUUGAAACUGCUGCUCAUGAAUAGGUCUCCCCUAUCACAAUAAAAGUGUUUCAUUUAGAUAUGCUUGGAUUCCAAGUCAUAGGUUUAAGGAAAUACCUUGCUGCCCAUAAUUCCCCUGGCCAAAAAGAAGUACCGAGAAAGAAAUUGAAACAUAUCAAACAAAUAACUGAUAUACAUUUCAUUAAGAAGAAGUUUAAAAAUGUGUUUACAGCAAUAGUCACAAAACAGAAAACUCCUAAAUAUAACUGUAAAAGUUCAGUACUGGAGAUUCAGUCCAGGGACUCCAGCAAGGACUCUCAGACACUGUGUGCUGAAUCCUCUGAGUUACUCUCACAGAGAACUGAAGCCACCUCAUCUGACUCCGAAAGCCCUAAUGCUCAAGGUCUCACUAGCACACAUAACACACUCUCGUCGUAUACUCCAGGACUAGCGACUAAUUCUCUGCCGUAUGACUUCGUGGGAAAUGCUGCUGUCAUAUUUGUUACUUUGGGUUGA
This is a messenger RNA of Fukomys damarensis (Damara mole-rat), 2481 nucleotides long. RefSeq names its product DNA damage-induced apoptosis suppressor protein-like. NCBI's taxonomy places the organism in Eukaryota, Metazoa, Chordata, Mammalia, Rodentia, Bathyergidae. Gene Ontology annotation, cellular component: cytoplasm; nucleus. Gene Ontology annotation, biological process: negative regulation of intrinsic apoptotic signaling pathway in response to DNA damage. The record is from RefSeq and is a predicted model, not a curated record.